This is a messenger RNA of Lactuca virosa, 432 nucleotides long. The record is from the annotation of a GenBank genome assembly. NCBI's taxonomy places the organism in Eukaryota, Viridiplantae, Streptophyta, Magnoliopsida, Asterales, Asteraceae.
AUGUAUUUUGCAGCUGAUGAGCUUGAAUAUCAGGCUGUAUUUCCUUGUGAACGUCUUGGCAUGGGGGCUUUCAGGAUUGCUCUAGAAAGCAUCUUUAACAGGAUUCACCACAAGCCAUUGGAGUAUACCUCAUUUGGAAAACCAAAUCCAGAAGUGUUCAAGAAUGCAGAGUCCAUAUUGAAGCAACUUCUUAAUGAAGAUCACAAAGACACAAUAAAUAAUUCACACCAUUUUGAAACCCUGUACAUGGUCGGGGACAAUCCUUCGGUUGAUGUCAAGGGCGCAAGACAGGCGGGACAUCCAUGGUUUUCUAUUUUGACAGGGACAUGUGUUUUUAGAGGAAAGGAGAACCAUACGGAUUAUCCCGCUGAUAAGGUUGUUGAUACUGUAGAAGAGGCUGUGGAAUAUAUAUUGCAAAGAGAGGCUAUAUAA